Messenger RNA from Peniophora sp. CBMAI 1063, 642 nucleotides. NCBI's taxonomy places the organism in Eukaryota, Fungi, Basidiomycota, Agaricomycetes, Russulales, Peniophoraceae. The record is from the annotation of a GenBank genome assembly.
AUGGCUGCUCCUCCUCAAGAGAGAGUGACCGUCUUCUUCUUCCAAGAGCUUACGGACAGCUCACAGUUACGGAUCUUCGAAGAUAUGCGCAAUGCGUUCCGGGAAAGAUGGGGUCAUCUUCUGACGGAAGAUGGACAGUGGUGGGGACGGGAAGUGGGGAAGCAUGAACGCGUGUGGAUGGUUGUCUUUUGGAAGGACGAGCAUGGUUGGGAGGCGGUCCUUUCUGAUCCAGCAUACCCGGUGUUUGAGAAGACCUUCUUUGGGAGCGUUGCGUUGCCAGAUUCUCUCAUUCACAACGUCCCGGUGCACAGCGCGAAGCCCUUGCGAGAAGUUCUUGAAGCGGGAGUGAAUUUUGCCGCCUACUGUCGGCUCAAACCGGACCAAACGGCUGAAUGGAUCCGAGUCACCGAGCGACUACUGACCGAACUGGACUAUCCUGGAUGGCAAGGUGGCGCCUACCUUUCCCCCGUCGACACGGGAGGCGAAGGUCUCUCCCUGGGAGCGUGGGAAAGCGUUGAAGCCAGCCAGCAGCUCUUUGCUGACGGCCGAUUCUCUGACCUGAUGGAUGCGACGAACGACGUAUUCGAUGGAGCCGCGCGCACAUUCAACUCUCUUGUGAAAUUUCAAAAGCAUCUUUCGUAG